GGUCUGCUGGUCAUGGUGGGUCCCACAGUUUCCUCACUUCCCUAAAUGGGCAACUUCACUUUCAGAACCCCAGGUCAUGCCCUGCCAGAACCAGGUGGCACAGUCUUGUAUCAGCCUGGAGCCCUAACCUUGGACCUUCAGGGUGCCCUGGCCCCUGUGACUGUCUCCAGCUGUAUGGAGCCAUGGCCCCCACAUUCCUGCUGCUGCUGCUGUGGCUACAGGGUAGCAUCUCAGGUCCCCCGGCCCAUAGUGUGUACACCAAAGUGCAGCGCCUGGAGGGGGAGACGUUGUCUGUGCAGUGCCACUACAAGAAUCGCAAAAAUCGCGUGGAGGGCAAGGUUUGGUGCAAAGUCAGGAAAAACAAAUGUGACGCUAGGUUCACCCGGGUCUGGGCACAGGAGCCCCACUACCUGCUGCAGGACGAUGCCCAGGCCAAGGUGGUCACCAUCACCAUGGCAGCCCUCCGGCGCCAGGACUCUGGCCGAUACUGGUGCAUGAGGAACAGCUCCCAGGUCCUCUACCCCUUGAUGGGCUUUCAGCUGGAAGUAUCUCCAGCUCCCACAACUGAGAGAAACACUCCUCUGAUGCAUCUGUCCAACAUUCUCAAGAGUGAAAUCAUUUUAGCAACUGGCCAAGCCCCCACCUCUAGCCCUGAUGCACCAUUCACCAUGGACAUGACCCUGCUCACACCUGGACUCCUCACCUUGACCAGGCUCUUUCCCUCCACUGCCCCACGGACCAUUAGACCAACCUCCAUGGCAGGCCACAGCUUCACCAGAAGCACCACCACCAUGGUGCGCAGGAGGACCAUAAUGUCCCGGACAGUGACUGAGUCUACCAUCAGUGCCCAGGCAUCCUCUCCUGGCCCAGCACCCAUCUCCACCAAGUCUGGGUCCCCAAGCACCAGAUCACCCACCACAAGAAUAUGUCACACCAGCAAAUCUGUUCUCAACAAAUUAUCCCCCAUCAGGCACCAGAACUCUGAUCUCACUGUGCUUGCAGUAGUGCUGGCUUUUCUCCCCAUCCCUGUGCUGGUGGUCAUCUAUGGACUUUGGAAGAGGAGACACAUGGGCAUUUCAACCCCAUCCACCACCAGGAGCACUGUGAGGAUCACAGUCCGAGCCUCUGUCACCAGCUUUGCCACUGACAGAUCCUCGUUUCAAAGCUCUCCAGGUAACUGGAAGUUCAUCCUCUCUGGCGUGCUGGUGGCCAUCCUGCUGCUGCUGCUGCUGACCAUUGUCCUGAUCCUGUACCUCAGGAAAGCCCGAGGAAGAGCUGAGAAAGGUGAGGAUGAAUCACACCAUAUCUAUGAUGACGUCUCAGUCCAAAAGGAGAAAACCACUGGCUUUGACCAACAAAUAGGCUCUGAUGAGGGCACUGGGGGCAUCCAUUAUGCCUCACUUAUCCACCUAAACAGCUUUGGCACUGAGGACUCCACCUAUACCAACACCCACACCAAAUGGAAGCCCAUGCCUGACUCCCUUCUGUUUGUGGAAUAUGUCACCAUUGCUGGAAACAAACACCAGCCCUCCAAGUCAACUGCCCUAGAGGAGAGUCUCAGGAACUGA
Orycteropus afer afer is the source of this 1568-nucleotide messenger RNA. The record is from RefSeq and is a predicted model, not a curated record. Lineage: Eukaryota; Metazoa; Chordata; Mammalia; Tubulidentata; Orycteropodidae.